AUGUCCGACAUUAUCGAGUUUUUGGAAACAUGCCGGAUAUGCAAAGAAAACGUUCCUAUCGAAAAUAAUGUUCUUCAAAUCUACGAUACCACUUGCGUAAGAUUCUUGGAAGAAAUAAAAGAGAUCUCAGGCGUAGAUUUUAAUGGAGUUUUCGAGCAACCGUGGUAUAUUUGCAUGAACUGCUAUACAACUCUUACAGCAGCUCAAUUAUUUCGAAAACGGUGUAUUGAAUCUUAUGAACUUUUUAAAAAUAGUCAACGACUAGACGGGAAUCCGAGUAAUGAAGAUCUUUUGGAAAAGAUAUUGAAUUACAACCCAGAUGCGCCGGUGGAGCAAGAGGAAAGGAUGGAUGAAUUAGUCUUAGAAAAUGAGCCAACCAUCAGUGUAAAUCAGCCAUUAAUUAUUGAGGAAGUGAUAAUUACAAAUGUUCAACCGGUUGAAAAAACGAGAACCAUAUCAAGAAUUUGUGAAAUCUGUGGUAACGUGUUUGAAAAGAAGCGAAACUUCAAAUUACAUCUCCAAAGACAUACCAACAACAAGCGUUUUGAAUGCGAAUUAUGUCUACAUAAAUUUCAUACUAAUACGGAACUCAAAUGCCAUAUGAGAAAACAUACCGGAGAAAAACCAUACCAAUGCAAAUAUUGUCAUCGCAAAUUUUCCGACUAUGGAACACAUAAAAAACACGAGAGAACUCACACAAACGAACGUCCAUUUUGCUGCAAUUUUUGUGAGAAGUCGUUCACAAAUCAAUUUAUGCUGAAAAACCACAUCUUGAUUCAUACUGGCAAAAGAAAUUAUAAGUGUCAUACUUGUAACAGGGACUUCAUCUAUCCAGGGCAUCUAACAACUCAUUUAAAAUCAUUGUUUCAUAAAAAAAAUUUAAAACUUAUUGAGCUAGGAGAAAAAAUAUGAUUUCAAAAGU
Molecule: messenger RNA, 922 nt
Organism: Eupeodes corollae
Lineage: Eukaryota; Metazoa; Arthropoda; Insecta; Diptera; Syrphidae
Product: transcription factor Ouib-like
Exons: 7
Coding region: 1-912 (303 amino acids)
Biological process (GO): regulation of transcription by RNA polymerase II
Cellular component (GO): nucleus
Molecular function (GO): zinc ion binding; RNA polymerase II cis-regulatory region sequence-specific DNA binding; DNA-binding transcription factor activity
Source: RefSeq, a predicted model, not a curated record